GAACGCGAAAAUCUGUCUCCCUCCACAGGAGGCGGUCUGCGUUUGUCCCUUCGAGAGUACCGUAGUCUGAAACGUGGGUAACCUGUCUCAGCGGAGCCUGUGCGAUGCAGCAGGAGCGGCUUCUGAAAACAGACGUUUCAGCCCAAACCCCGUAAAGCCCUAUGGCAGAUAGUGUGCCGCCCUUGGCCAGGGAGGCAGUCCUGAAGGAGAGCACCGCUCUGCCAGAGGAUGUGCCACAGAUCCGAGGCUAUGACUUUAACCAGGGGGUGGACCACAGAGCGCUGCUGCACUCCUACCUCACCACGGGCUUCCAGGCCAGCAGCUUCGCACUGGCUGUGCAAGAGAUCAAUAAGAUGAUUGAGAAGCGUCUGGAGCCAGUGGGAAGGGACGAGGAGCAACAGGAUCAGCGGGAUUGUCCAGGAUGUACCAUCUUUCUGGGUUACACCUCCAACCUCAUCAGCUCUGGUGUCCGCGAGACCAUUCGCUACCUUGCCCAGCACAAGAUGGUGGACGUGAUUGUGACGACAGCAGGAGGUGUUGAGGAAGACCUCAUUAAGUGCUUGGCGCCCACCUACUUGGGUGAGUUCAGCCUUCCGGGCAAAGAGCUCCGGCAGAGAGGCAUCAACAGGAUUGGCAACCUCCUGGUCCCAAAUGAUAACUACUGCAAGUUUGAGGACUGGUUAAUGCCUAUCCUGGACCAGAUGGUGCUGGAGCAAAAAACGGAGGGAACCCACUGGUCUCCCUCAAAGAUGAUCCACAGACUAGGCAAAGAAAUCAACAACCCUGACUCUGUCUACUACUGGGCCUACAAGAAUGACAUCCCAGUGUUUAGUCCCGCCCUCACGGAUGGCUCAUUGGGCGACAUGAUCUAUUUCCAUACCUAUAAGAAUCCUGGUUUGGUGCUGGACAUCGUGGAAGAUAUCCGGAGGUUGAACAGUAAAGCUGUGUUUGCGAAAAGCACAGGCAUGAUCAUCCUGGGAGGAGGCCUUGUCAAGCACCACAUUGCAAACGCGAAUCUGAUGAGGAAUGGUGCUGACUUUGCAGUGUUUGUGAACACGGGGCAGGAGUUUGAUGGGUCAGACUCAGGGGCCAGACCGGAUGAGGCUGUGUCCUGGGGAAAGAUCCGUAUGGAUGCCAAACCUGUCAAGGUAUACGCAGAUGCCUCUAUAGUUUUCCCUCUGCUGGUGGCUGAGACCUUCGCACUCCAUGCCAGCAGACUGACCGUGGACAAAAAGGACGACUAACUGUGUCUGCUGUCCUCUCUCCUUGUCUUCCUGCUAAUCUCAUUCCCUCCAUCCUGUCUUUUUUUAAGUUAUUCUUAUGCUUCUGUUUCUCCAUCUCAUUUCAGCCUUUAGCCUUUUUGUUCCGCUCAUCCUCAUCAUCAUUUUAUUGUUAUUCAUCAUGACUUAUUGAAGUUUUAUUUAGCAAGGUGACUGUGUUUCUUUAUACUAUCUGUGUACCUUCCUCAUUCUUUCUAUUGCAAAUCUGCUUUUAGCAAUGGAUUAAUUUAAUUAGCUAGUUUAUUUUAACCUGGCCAGGGUGGAUCCUGCCUUCCGCCUGAGGACCGCUGGGAUAGGCUCCAGCAUCCCGCCCCCGCGACCCUGAGGAAGAAGCGGCUUAGAAAAUGUGUGCGCGUGUGUGCGUGUGUGUGUGUGUGUGUGUGCUAUUUUAUUUUAGUUUGGACACCAUGAUGUAAAUAAAUUGAAUAUUUUGGCCAAAGAGUGUAAAAAAACAAAAAAAAAAACAAACCCAAACACAGUUUACGCUUGUUUAGCAAAGGAGAAGGAAUUCAGAAAUUCAGAAAAGUGAAAAAA
This is a messenger RNA of Pygocentrus nattereri (red-bellied piranha), 1814 nucleotides long. RefSeq names its product deoxyhypusine synthase (gene dhps). Gene Ontology annotation, molecular function: deoxyhypusine synthase activity. Lineage: Eukaryota; Metazoa; Chordata; Actinopteri; Characiformes; Serrasalmidae. Gene Ontology annotation, cellular component: cytoplasm. The record is from RefSeq and is a predicted model, not a curated record. Gene Ontology annotation, biological process: peptidyl-hypusine biosynthetic process. The transcript has 10 exons. The coding region runs from base 162 to 1244 and encodes 360 amino acids.